Molecule: messenger RNA, 1330 nt
Organism: Drosophila santomea
Lineage: Eukaryota; Metazoa; Arthropoda; Insecta; Diptera; Drosophilidae
Exons: 2
Coding region: 208-642 (144 amino acids)
Source: RefSeq, a predicted model, not a curated record
CUAAAAUUAGCAUUCGGAAACCACAGAUUCAUUGGUCGACGAGGAUGUCCGCAGACGGUGCAUUGCGACAACGCGACGAACUUCCUCAGGGCGAGUCGCCACUUCCUGGCUCUUCGCGAUCGGAUCGAUGAGCAGGCGGACGCAAUUCGCGAGUUCGCAUCAAAAAGCGGAUGCGAAUUUGCGUUCACACCCCCUCGGGCUCCGCACAUGGGCGGACUAUGGGAGGCAGGUGUGAAAACUGCAAAGCACCAAAGCACCUUGGCGGGCCGCUCAUCGCAGCACCAGCACUCCGGACCCCGGACCAGGCGGGUCUCAGUUGCUUGCGGCGAUGGCGGCUUGUCUCGUCAGUCAGGCAAACGUUCUGGCGGCGAUAGUCCCGGGAAUAUGUCCUGGGCCUUCAGGUUCGGGGCAAGUGGCACGAGGAGAACGUCGAGGAGGGCCAAGACUCAGUUAGGCAGGGUUGUUUCUGGAGCCUGCAGUCGCUUAGAUCUCACGGGCUCCACAACUGAUUGUCCACCUACUGCAUCAACGGAGAAGCCAGUUCUGGAAUUCCGUCAAAGAUCCUCUCUUGGAAAAUCUCCGCACACUAUAGGAUCAGGACAGCCAAUAAAGCUCACGUGCCUCGCUUUUACCCUCUAUUGACCAAGAUGGCCUUCGUCGAGUUUAUAGGCAGCUGGGUAAGUCUUCGUUGGAGUUAGUAACCGAAAUCCAAUCAACAUACCGAAGGAUCAUACAGCAGCUGGAUCGUUAAAGCGAGCAGUGAAUAAGCUGCGUCUGCUGCCCCUUAAGAAGUCUGUUGAAAGCUACACUUUAAACGGGUAUGUCGGGUCUCGCGGCUGCUGGAAAUUCCUAAAUUUCGUAUGUGUAAACAUGCCACAUUUGGAGACACACUUCAACUGCAUUAUCUUUGUUAUCUAUGCAGAUCAGCUGCGUAAGCUCUUCCCUCUCGUGCUUCCUAUCUUGUUUAUUACUCUCACACCUACACUUUUGGCUUACUGUUCACUCUGCAAUUAAUUCGGUUUGCAUUUAAUUCUCUUGUUUCGUACCCCAAGCAUGCAUAUCGCCGUCAAAUUUCUUGAAGAAAAAUAAAUUAAAUCGCUUUAAUUUGCUACCAUAAAAAUCAUCUUUUCAGAAGAAGCUAAAAAAAAAGGCUUAUUAGCUCAACACACAUUGAAAGGCCUUAAGUACACAACAUUUUAUCAUUUAUUUAUAUAUCUUUAUGUAUAUACAUAUGAAGAUCUAUAAAAGCAUGAGCUUUUAAAAUCCACUAUGUUUAUUCAUAAUUUGAAGUAAUUUCAAAUUAGAUUUUAAUUUUUUUAAUUACAACUGC